This is a messenger RNA of Acanthoscelides obtectus, 3441 nucleotides long. The record is from the annotation of a GenBank genome assembly. NCBI's taxonomy places the organism in Eukaryota, Metazoa, Arthropoda, Insecta, Coleoptera, Chrysomelidae.
CGCACGCAUAUGCGUGGCUUCUCACCGCAUGCGUGUGCUAGUCUGUACGCGCCUUAAUGUGCAAAAUUCUUGCGCAGUAGAUUUUUGACACGUUCAACGGUAAGAGAUCAUAACCUCAUUUUCAGAUCUGUCAUGCAACCACAGUGCAUAUUUUGUUUUGAAUAACAUUACGUGUUUGUGAUACGUAUUGUGAACAAAUAAAUUAUAUUUAAACAUGUGUGAUAAUAUGACUUAGUGCGUGGCUAUUUUUGUGUGAUCAUAUUGGAGUCGAAGUGACCUACAAUUAUCUGCUAAGUUGGUCAGGAUAUAGGAGGCCUUUAUAGAAACAGGAAACAAAACCCCCUUUUGAUGAGAUGUUACUGAAUACUAAUGAGCUCCUUCAGUAGAAAAAUGCUACUAAAAUACGUGCGCUUAAGGAGAGUAUACAUAAAGCUCUUCUUUGCUGUAUCAAUUUUACUGUUCAUAAUUCUAGUAUUUUUCUUGAAUUUUGAUAUUGACGAACAGCUCAAACAUAAUAAACAAGAGCUUAGUACAAAUUUAAGUGCAAUGUAUGAAAUUCAACUGAAAGAUUAUGAAAAUCGUAUAAUACCCCAUUUGGGGGAAAAUGGAGAUCCUGCAUACUUAGAAGGUUCAGAUGCCAAAGAGGGAGAAAAAGCACUGAAAAAAAUUGCCCUUAAUUCAGUCUUGAGCGACAGAAUUCCUCUGAAUAGGAGAUUAAGAGAUCCUAGAAAUAAAAAAUGCCGACUGUUCUCCUAUGAUCCAAAGUUACAAGCUUCAAUUAUUGUGAUAUUUUAUAAUGAACAAUUUAGUGUUAUUUUGAGGACUGUUUGGAGUAGUAUAUUACAGACACCCAAACAUUUAUUGAAAGAGAUAAUUCUAGUUGAUGAUGGCAGCACUGAAAGCUCUCUUCACGGUUUACUUGACCAUUACCUAGCAACCCGUCUCUCCGACCAUCCAGUGAAACUAGUCAGAAUACCGAAACGGGUGGGUCUCAUUCGAGCACGUCUGGAAGGUGCCCGCAAGGCUGUCGGUGAUGUUCUGAUCUUCCUAGAUGCACAUUGUGAGACGACGGUAGGCUGGGCAGAACCUCUUCUACAAAGGAUAGAGGAAGACAGGACUGUUGUGUUGGUGCCGCUAAUAGACGUUAUCGAAGCCGACACUUUUGCUUACUCGACGGAUGGUGAGAGCAGCUUUCAAGUGGGCGGUUUUUCCUGGUCAGGUCACUUCACGUGGAUAGACGUCCAACCCAGUGAAGUAGAAGCAAAGAAGGCUGUAAAACCUGUGCGAUCGCCUACGAUGGCCGGCGGUCUGUUCGCCAUCAACAGAAAAUUCUUCUGGGAGAUCGGUUCGUAUGACGAGCAGAUGGAUGGUUGGGGAGGCGAGAAUUUGGAGAUGUCUUUUAGAAUAUGGCAGUGCGGAGGCAGACUGGAGACUAUACCGUGUUCCAGGGUUGGCCACAUUUUCAGGGCUUUUCAUCCAUAUACAUUCCCGGACAAUAAAGACACUCACGGGAUCAACACAGCGCGUCUUGCUCACGUUUGGAUGGAUAGCUAUAAACGAUUUUUCUUCAUGCACCAACCCUCAUUGGAAAAUAAUCCUAUCGUAGGAGAUCUCACGCACAGAAAACAGCUCAGACAGAAACUUAGGUGUAAAGAUUUUAAAUGGUACCUCGACAACAUAUAUCCCGAGAAAUUCGUACCGGACGAGAAUGUACAAGCAUACGGUCAAGCCCGCACUCCGUUUGAUAUGUGUUUGGAUGACCUGCAGCUACCAGAAGACAGAGCCGGACCACUUGGACUGUAUCAGUGCCAUCCCCGUCUAGAAAUUAGUCAAUUCUUCUCAAUGAGCGCGCGCGGGGAACUUAGGAAGGAAAAUGUGUGUGCUGAAGUUUUUAAUGACAGCGAGAUAUCUGCUCUACUGAACUGAGGAACAUCAAUACUUCUAUGGAUGUUCAGUUGACCGAAUGCCAUGGUCACAGAAGAGAACAGUACUGGAUACUGUAUAGAAAUGGAACAAUCCACCAUCCCAGUUCAGGCAAGUGCCUCAGCAACGAAAACGUCAGUAUGAGUCAUGGACUGAAAGUAGACACAUGUCGAGAGACGGUCUAUCAGCGAUGGAAGUUUGAUCACGUCAAUAUGACGGCCGUGUUAGUAUGAGAUGCUAAACUAUGCUCACUGUAUAACUUAUUUCGGUUGACUCAAGCUAGAAUCCAAGCCUGCAUGAAAAACUAUUAGUCUCAUCAUAUUAGCAAAUUUCCCCGAAAUAAUUGUAAAGUUGGUUUUAUUGUAGCAUUCAUGAUAAAUAAAUCUUCAACAAACAAACAAAAGUUGUUCAAGGGGGUAUUUAAAACAUGGACGCAUAAAAUUGGGGGAAAACUUUUUAAUUGACAACAAAGAAUGAGAAAACGCGUUUUCUGGGAUUCAAUCGAAAGUGUUGACAGGAACGAAAAAACUUUUCAUGUAAGAUUUUCUAGGUAUUUAUGAGACCUACGAAACGAGACCACACGUAAAAAGAUCCGACUAAUAGCAAAAAUAUUAUGGCCGAAAAAAGAGGCAAAAUGUAGGUUUUUGGCACUAAUGCGACGAUAAUUUCACGCGACGACUUGAAAUUCCUCAAAUCCGUAGGAUUCAUACUUCUAAAUAACAACAAAGUUGGAUUAUAUUGAUCCAGUAGUUUUAUGACAAUUUCUAAUUGUUUAUCCCAAAACACCUGUUUUCCGGCCAUCACUACUAGUUUAUUGAGCAAUAUACAAGGCUCGUUCAAAGAGCAUUUAAUAGUAAAAUACACGUGUUUGUUUACCUUGCCGAUAUGAAUCACCGGCCAUAACUUGUUUGCAGUUAGUCGGAUCUUUUUACGUCUCAUAAAUACCUAAAUGAAAUAUGAAGUUUUUUCGUUCCUGCCAACACUUUCGAUUGAAUGCUAAAAAACACGUUGUCUCAAUCUUUGUUGUCGAAUAAAAAGUUUUCCCACAAAAAUUGGUGUACCCAUUUUAUGCGUCCAUGUUUUGAAUACCCCUUGAAGAACUUGCAGCAAUAAAACCAGACUUUACAGUUAUUCCGCAAACCAGGGGCAUUUUCGUCUACGAUUAGACUAUAUAUGAUCAAAGUAAUUUUAUGUAGUCAAAUUCGAUUCUCUUUCUGUUUUCAUUGAUUGAUACAAUAUAUAAUUUUAAAACAAAGUCGACUGAAAUGAGCUUAAACAUUAUACUCAAUUUGUAAAGUUUUACCUCAUAGAGAUAAUACUCAAUGGUUGUUUUUGUUUUAAAGGAUCUAAAUAUUGACUUUUUGAGUCAAUUUUACUGCACUGUUCUUCCUGUUAUUAUAUAUCAAGAGACUUACUUUGUGAUCAAGAUAUAUUUUCAAAUGAAUAAGCUAUUUACUGAACUAUACAUCACCUGUUAAUCAUUUUUACUACAGUAUCAAAAUAAAUAUGUUGAUUCAA